Gilbertella persicaria is the source of this 1606-nucleotide messenger RNA. Its product is annotated as kinase-like domain-containing protein. Gene Ontology annotation, molecular function: protein kinase activity; ATP binding. The record is from RefSeq and is a predicted model, not a curated record. Lineage: Eukaryota; Fungi; Mucoromycota; Mucoromycetes; Mucorales; Choanephoraceae. Gene Ontology annotation, biological process: protein phosphorylation. The transcript is spliced from 9 exons. Bases 201 to 1253 code for a protein of 350 amino acids.
AUAUAAUAACGUUCAAGUAGGACUUUGAUUCAGAAGCCUCAAAGCAUAAGAAGAAAGUGACAACAAGUAACAAACGUAUUGGAUUCGGAGGUCAGGCAGAAGCACUUUUAGCUUAUGACUAUUAUCGCACUCGACACGAACUGGUUUGCAGAUGUGUCUAUUCUAGAUCCUAUAUUAACAUUCUAUAUGGCCAAUCUUCAAUGGAUACUGAAAUACAAGUCUUGAAAAAGUUUAAACAUAUCAAUGUGCUUUCCAUGAUCACAACACAUCUUCACCCAUACGAUAACAGAAUAACAUGUUCCUUCUUCCCAUUAUAUGCUGGUGGCACACUAAAUGAUCGCAUUGAAAGAAAAGGAUCGCUUGAAGAAAGUGAAGCUGCAUUUAUAUUUUAUCAAAUUUUAAGUGGACUUCAAUAUAUUCAUAAAAUGGGCAUUAUUCAUUGUGAUAUCAAGGUGGAGAAUAUCUUCCUUAGUAGUCAAUCAAGUAAAACUAGAGCAGUGAUUGCAGACUUUGGUUUGGCUAUUGAACAAUCAAAAAGACAAAAAGAAUGGCGUGAUGAUGAAUACGGAACUCGACAUAAUUAUGCUCCUGAAAUGAUUCAACGAAAAGAAUUUGAUGAACGCAUUGAUGUUUGGUGUGCGGGCAUUGUGCUAUAUCGUAUGCUUUGUGGCUCUCAUCCUUUUAUGAAAACUAUAGAGACACGCCAUUCAAUCAUUGACGACUGGAAAGUCUUUAGUACAAGAGUAUUACAGAUGCAUCCCAAUAUGAAAAGAGAACGUAUCAAGAGAGUGAGUGAUGAAGGCAAGUUCUUUAUAUACAGUCUUCUUGAAAAGGACUUUCGAUGUAGACCUACCAGUACAAAAGCAUUAAGAGACCCCUUUAUUCUGUGGCAAAUAUCGUUAAAUGAUGGUGAAUUCUUUGCUAAUUAUGACACCUAUGUUCGAAAAGACUUUGUUCAAGAAAGAUCACGAUGGUUUGACGAUGAGAAAUACAUAAAAGUAGACAAAAAGCCUGAUUAUCAUCCUGACUGGAACGAACAAGAUGUUGAGGACAUUAGAUAUCACAGAGCAUCUGAUUCACCUGCACCCAUUUUUACAAGCAAGAAACCCGUUAGGUUUGAUGUUGGAUAUGAAGAAGAAUCAUACAAUAAGACAAUGGCAGAAAGGUUUCCUAAGCGUAGUUUUCUGGAAAAGAAGAGAAAAAUAGAAGAAGGAUAUCAACAAGAAGAGGAAGGCUUUUCGGUUGGCAGUUAAAGACUGACUUUCAAACUGCAUUUGUCAGCAGCAAAAAAAAAAAAAAAAAAAGACUAUCCAUAUUUCUUUUUUUUUUGUAUAUCUUUUACUCUUUAUCCGAUGUUUUCAAAGCUUUUUAAAGUAAACCUUAAGAAAUAACCGAGAAUAAAAUUAAUAACGUUUUGUUUUUCUGUUUCAUCGCGUAGACCGAGUUUGCCGUUGAAAUGACGUGCGAGUCUUGCGUUAACGACGUAACCAAUGUCAUGAAAGAUGUUCCAGGUGAAAAGAAAAAAAAAAAGAGGAAGAGAUUUAUUUUGACUGACCCUGCUGGACCACAGGCGUUACUUCAUUUGACGUUGACCUAAAAGAAAAAA